AUGGUAGAGAUAGAUCGCGAUGAAGCUCGACGAUCGUCUUUCCAAGCACCACCCGAACCACCACCACCGACUGCGACGACUGCAGACGCCCUCAAUCGAGCCGCUGAAGGACGCAAAACGAGGGCGAAAGGAGAGCCAAAGCUCCAUUUCGCACCAGAACAGAAGAGGUUUCGGAAAAAGGACCUGCCGCCCAACUUUGAAGUAGGAGACUACUACCGUAGUCUCGAUGACUAUGUGCGCCAGACACGGAGAGCGAGGAGAGUGUCUCGAAAGCUCAGAUCUUCGUCUUCUGCUAGGUCGGCAGGAGGUAGCAGCAAGGCCAGCAGCGCCGACUCUUCGAGCUCGUCCUCGGAUGGCGAUUCGUCUUCAAGUAGCUCCUCCUCAAGCAGCUCGGCGUCUGGACGUCUGACCAUGGCCAGGCUCCGUGCUUUCUUUGGCGAUUCCAGCAGUGGCUCCAGCACAUCUUCAUCAAGUGAUGACAGCGAAAGCGAUGGCGACAGCAGUGGCAGUUCCUCCUCGUCGUCGUCUUCAACGGGCAAUUUCCGAAUGUUCUCGCGAAGCCGUACCGGAGGAAGCGCUUUGAGACGGAGGAGCUCAAGGUUCUCCGAGGAUGAGCCCGCUCAGCUACCCUUUCGAUCCCCGUCCAUUGCCAGUCACGCAGACCAAGAAGGGUCUCACAAGCCCCGCACACCUGCCUUGCCGCGCACGCCCGCGCCGUUUGGUGGAGCUUUCCAGUUAAAGGGAGGAGCAAAGAGAAAACGGCAGCGGCGAGCACGCCAAAGGAUGAAAGCACAGGAGAAAGAGCUGAUUCGUCAGGGAAGACUGCCGCCGCGGCCGAGCAAGAAGGCAAGGCGAAAGGCGAAGCUGGCAAGGGCCCAAGCGGGCGGUGUGACCGAAUUUACCCUCUUCACACCCGUCUCGCUUCCUGAUGUCGUUGGAAAACCAUCGAGACCGGCCAUGAAUUCGAGGGGAAUGACUGCGCAACGCGUCGAGGUCAGGAAUUCAAGUGACAAGGGUCAUCACAAGAUGAUCGCCGACAACGGCAAAGUUCUCCAAACAUCAUCCUUUCUUGCUGUCAAAGAUCGUCUACACGCUUUGCGGAGAUAUCGACGUCAGGUUGAGGGUGCGGAGGGGGAUAUUGGCCUCUCAGAGAGACACCGCAAGCUCGGUCACGAUGCAAGUGACAUUAAUGGCAAAGACGGCGAAGCAGAUGAGGGAGCAGACGAGGGGGCAGAUCUGGACGCCAACGACGACUAUGGAAUCGACCUUGAGGAUGGUGACCUGGCGUUGCCACCUCCUGCACUGGAUUUACCUCCUAUUGGAGAGACAAAGGCGGGAUCGUCUAAUCAGAUCAAGUCAGCAAGCAAAUCCGACGACGACGAGGCUCGAACGGGCUGGCACAUGUCAGAUGUGCCUUUGACACCGCACCUUCGGAUGGCGACAGAUUUCGCCAGAGGUUUCAUCAUCAACCCUAUCAGCGGGCGAGCUGGUCAAAUGAUGAGCUCGAUGGCACCACACCUCGAUCUUGGCGCGAUCGCCGAGGGAGAGGACGAGGCCAAGCAUUCUUCUACGAGCGGAACCAGAGUCGAAAGCGGGCAGGGUGGCCCGUCGCCUUCAGGUGCGGCCGUCGAUCAUGGCCAUGCUGCUUGGUGGCUCGACGUCAAUUGUCCCACAUAUCGCGACAUGGCAGAGCUGAGCAAGAUGUUUCCCCUUCAUCCUCUCACCGUAGAGGACGUCCUGCAACAGGAUACGCGCGAGAAGGUCGAGGUAUUCGAAAGCCUCGGUUAUUAUUUCGUCGUCGUGCGGGCCAUCGAUGAAUCGUACUUUCGCUAUACCUCGUCGGAACAAGGGUCGAACCCCGCUGUCUUUGAGGCUACAGAUGCAAAAGACGGUCAGUCGGGCCCACAGAUGGAGAUGGACGACCUUGGCGACCCCGACGGAGAAAGUAAGCUGCCCUUUAAAUCUGGACGGCGCCCGCGUGUCGAGAUUGUUGAGGGUGUGGGCGGCAAAGAGGGACUCGAAGGCGUCAGUGUGGGAGCAAAAAAUCUCUAUCUCAUCGUCUUUUCCCACGGCGUCAUCUCCUUCCACUUCGAAGAUGUGUCCAAGCACACCGAUCGUGUUCGUAGCCGACUCGUCGACUUGACACAGCCCGUCGAGCUGACAUCUGACUGGAUCGCCCAUGGGCUCUUCGACUCAAUCGUCGAUGCGUUUUUUCCGCUCCUUGCCUUUCUCGAAGCCGAAGUCGAGGAGCUUGAGCAGAUGACGAGCGAGCCGCUGCCCCUGACAAAGCGCGAGGUUCUUGCCAGACGAAUGGUCGCUGUUUCUUGCCAGCCUCUGGACAAGGAUAACAACCUCCCAAUGACCUACGGUCACAUAAACACCACGCGCAUCGUCCUCCGAGCUCUCCCCAGCCUCUCUAUCCCAAAGAAGCUGGCAACAACGCUGCCAUCGUCGUGGGUCGUAGAGCGUUUUCAUGUCCGUCGCCUCGAUCUCGACGAGCUGCCUCAGGAGCCGAGGAGUGUCAUUCAACGUCUCUUUCGGCUCAAUCGCCGACGAGCACGUGUGCGAGCCUUUCUUUCAGGAUCAGCCCAAGGUCAGAGUGAGAUGUUGCGUCGAAUUACCGACGUUCGCAAGAUCGUGACUGGUCUCUCUCGCCUCUUGGCACCAAAGAACGACAGCGUUCGAGGUUUGCGCAAACGUCUGGUCGAGCUUCGAACCGGCGCACCCGGGCUGUCCAGGAUCGAGAUGUCCAUAUACAUGGGCGAUGUCCACGACCACAUCGUGACGCUCAUGACGCACCUCUCCAAUGGCGACGCGCGGCUCAGCGACAUCCACAUCUCGUACCUCUCCAGCAUCCGUAUCAACAACCGACGGGUCAAGCAGAGCACCGACGAGAUUCUCGUCGUCCUGGCUUCCGUUACAGUGACAUUGCUGGCAUGUGUGUGCUUCAGUGCAAUCUGGGGCAUGAACGUCACGGUGCCAAAGAACUUGAAGAUGACAAACGCGUACCAUUGGUUUGGAGGAGUCGUCGCCGUUGUCGUCUCUAUUCCCGUCCUCAUCAUCAUCAGAGUUCGGCUUUGGAUCAAGCAGGCAAAGCAGCGUUCCGAUGCCAGGCGCGCGAUCCGAUAA
This is a messenger RNA of Acaromyces ingoldii, 3129 nucleotides long. RefSeq lists its product as hypothetical. Gene Ontology annotation, molecular function: magnesium ion transmembrane transporter activity. Gene Ontology annotation, cellular component: plasma membrane. Bases 1 to 3129 code for a protein of 1042 amino acids. The transcript is spliced from 3 exons. NCBI's taxonomy places the organism in Eukaryota, Fungi, Basidiomycota, Exobasidiomycetes, Exobasidiales, Cryptobasidiaceae. Gene Ontology annotation, biological process: intracellular magnesium ion homeostasis; magnesium ion transmembrane transport. The record is from RefSeq and is a predicted model, not a curated record.